Molecule: messenger RNA, 2408 nt
Organism: Dermacentor albipictus
Lineage: Eukaryota; Metazoa; Arthropoda; Arachnida; Ixodida; Ixodidae
Source: RefSeq, a predicted model, not a curated record
CACCUGGUGGUGGUCGGUUGUAUAAAAAGGCCGGAAUAUCUUGAACGCUCUUGGCUAGUUGACCGCCGUGAACGUCGUUUGUGGCAAGAAAGAGGAACAAUGACGUUCCUUCUAAUUGCCGUUGCCGCAUGCAUUCUGAACGCGGGAUUCGGCCGAUUAGCAACUGCUACCUCUCAACAAAAAGACAUCAAUGUAACAUUACCAGGUUUUAGCGGUAGCUUGGGAUCAGGUGGCGCCACCGGUGGAUCAUGGUCCGGAGGCGGUGGGACGGGAUUUUCAGGUUCGACCGGCGGCGGCAGUACACUGGCGGGUGCCACGGGUGGCAGCAGUGGAAGCCAGACAUCCACUUCGUCAAGUAGUUCAGGCGGCGGUAGCGGUUUGGGAGCCAGUAGUACUGGCAGCCAGGGACUUGCAUCUGGUGGUUCAGGUUCGGGGUCUGUUUCCGGUGGUUAUGGCGGAGCAGUGUCUGGUGGCUCAAGUUCUUCUAGUGGUAGCUCCGGCGGAGGCAGCAGCGGCGGAUUAGGGUUUCUUCUUCCGGGGUCUGGUGGUGUCGGCCUCUCAGGGAGCGGCGGAUUUAGUCCAAGUCUUAGUGGAGGUUCGACUUCUGGAGGCACUGGCAAUGGCGGAACAGGCGGUGGUGCAAUGGGCACUCAGGGUUCUACUGGCGGCCAAAUUGGACUAGGGGGUGGAGCUGGGACUGGUUUAGGCUCUGGCACCGGUUCUCAUGGCGGCGGUUCCUUAGGCGGCGGAUCAGCAUCUGGUGGUUUGAGUUCUUCUGGUGUUAGCUACGGCGGAGGCAGCAGCAGCGGAUCAGGGCUUGGUAUUUCGGGAUCUGGCGGCAGCAUUUCGGGCGUCACUGAAUCACAGCAAAGUCAGAUAGGUGGUUUCGGUACUCAAGGUGGUCAUGGCGUGGGCGGCGGUUCAGGAGUUUCUGGUGGUGGUUCCCUUGGUGGAAUCGGUGGAUCAGCAGGUGGUUCUUCUGGCGGCAGCAUUGGAUUAGGGGGUGGAGCUGGGACUGGUUCAAGUUCUGGCGCCGUUUCUCAUGGAAGUGGUUCGGGAUCUGGUGUUUCGAUUUCAGGUUCUUCUGGCGGUAGCUACGGCGGUGGGAGCAGCAGCGGUGGAUCAGGGUUUGGUCUUUCGGGUUCUACCAUCGGUGGCUCAAGUGCCGGUGGCGGAAGACUGCCGGGAUUGUCGGGUAGCUUGGGAUCUGGCGGCAGCAUUUCGGGUGGCACUGAAUCACAGCAAAGUCAGAUAGGUGGUUUCGGUGGCACCGGUGGUAGCCUUGGCGGAUCGGGCUCAGUUGUGACGGGAGGCUCUAGUGGCACCGGUGGUAGCCUUGGCGGAUCGGGCUCAGUUGUGACGGGAGGCUCUAGUGGCACCGGUAGUAGCCUUGGCGGAUCGGGCUCAGGUGUGACGGGAGGCUCUAGUGGCACCGGUAGUAGCCUUGGCGGAUCGGGCUCAGGUGUGACGGGAGGCUCUAGUGGCACCGGUAGUAGCCUUGGCGGAUCGGGCUCAGGUGUGACGGGAGGCUCUAGUGGCACCGGUAGUAGCCUUGGCGGAUCGGGCUCAGGUGUGACGGGAGGCUCUAGUGGCACCGGUAGUAGCCUUGGCGGAUCGGGCUCAGGUGUGACGGGAGGCUCUAGUGGCACCGGUAGUAGCCUUGGCGGAUCGGGCUCAGGUGUGACGGGAGGCUCUAGUGGCACCGGUGGUAGCCUUGGCGGAUCGGGCUCAGGUGUGACGGGAGGCUCUAGUGGCACCGGUGGUAGUCUUGGCGGAUCGGGGUCAGUUGUGACGGGAGGCUCUAGUGGCACCGGUGGUAGCCUUGGCGGAUCGGGCUCAGGUGUGACGGGAGGCUCUAGUACUGGCGGUGGUGAUGGCUUGAGCGGCGGUUCAGGAGCUUCUGGUGGCGCUGCCUUUGGUGGAAGCGGUGGAUCUGCAGGUGGCUCGUCUGGCAGUGGUAUUGGGUUAGGAGAUGGAGCAGCGGGUGGUUCAGGUGCUGGUGGUCAGAUCGGCGGUGGAUUGUCAGGUGCUGGCGGUCAGCUCGGCGGUGGAUUGUCAGGGUCUACUAACAUCACCCAACUUCCAGGCAGCAGUGGACAGCGGCCAAUUUUGCCGGGUAUUUCAGGAUCUGGCGGCCACCCGAAGUGCCCACGACACGAGGCGUUCGGGAGUAGGUCCAGCAACUGCGGCGAAUGCAACUGCGACGUCUACGCUAAAUCAAAACGCUUCGAUGGGACUCCAAAAGCUUGCCUUGCCGACUUGCGCGCCAAGUGUUGGUGCAAGAGGUUUUUCUGUCGCAAUAUUGACGGCAGAUGUGUUCGCAGAAAGCAGUGCAACACCGUGACUGGGCAACAAAUUCAGAUUCAAUGAGCUUGUAUUAAAAUACACUCAAGCAGCCUACGCAAAAA